Colletotrichum karsti is the source of this 2193-nucleotide messenger RNA. Its product is annotated as putative ATPase. NCBI's taxonomy places the organism in Eukaryota, Fungi, Ascomycota, Sordariomycetes, Glomerellales, Glomerellaceae. The coding region runs from base 1 to 2193 and encodes 730 amino acids. Gene Ontology annotation, molecular function: ATP binding; ATP hydrolysis activity. The transcript has 2 exons. The record is from RefSeq and is a predicted model, not a curated record.
AUGGGUUUCGCUGAAGACGCGGCGUGGAAAUUGCGGUGCAAAGUUCUACCCACGAAAGAAAAACCCGGACGCAGUAUCGCAGAUAUCGAGGCCAGUCUUUCCGAAAAUGACCCGAAGAAAGCCAACCCCAAGAAUCCCACCCUCGGCGCCGAAGCCACCGUCAUAACGCUCUACGAAGGAAAGAACAGUGUCCCUGGCAUCUACGACUGGGUCAAUCACCCACCGAAGCAGAUGAGCAAGAAGGCCGCGCAGAUUCAGAACAAGCCUGCGAUCAAGGUCUACAAGAUCAAGGACCUCAACAAACCAGUCAUCGGCGGCAGGUUUUCCUUGGCCUACCACCAGAUCGCCAUCCAAAGCCCCGUUCUGGUCGCCGCCUUGGAGCCGAUUCUCAAGAAGGAGAACUGGUUUCUCAACCUCGGCGACGUCGCGUUUUUCUUGGCGCCUUUCCAGCCCUUGUUCUUUCGAUACGAGGAAAUCGUCCGUCUUCACAGGGAGACCGAGGAUGCGUCGCUGAAAGCCUACGCGCAGCCCCUGGUGCAGACGCUGGAUCAGAUACUCGGCGAGACGCGAGACAAGACGCGCGGUCUGCAGGCCAACGGCCUCAUCAACUUCGACUUGGCCUGGACUCUUUUCUCGAACGGCACCGUCAUGUAUAGCUCCGGCUGCAAUACCGAGAUGCUGUCCAAGGUGGACGAUGUUACCUACGUUACGACGAAAACUGGCAAGGCACUGCGGCUCAACUGCAAGGUGCUCUCCUUCAAUGGAGAGUCCUUCGUGUGGGUCGAACAAGCAUUUGACAUUCCCAAGUUCGCGGGGAACAAGCUCAUUACCGACUUGGAUCACUACCCGCUCCAGUUUCACGCCGAUAGAGACCAGAUCAAGGAGCGUUUGAUUGCGAGGGGCAAGACGGUUUUGGACUUCCAAGGCCUGAAGUACUGUAAUUACAACGGCAUCGCCCUGGGAAGUGAAGGGAAACAUAACGUGGAGGGCCGCAUUCUGGUCGACGUCGUCGGGUACAGAAAGUACGAGCUCACUCAGGGCAAGAGAGAGGUUGACGACCCCGAGACCCAGAGGAACCGGGCGACCACGAAGCACAAUGCCAGCUCACACGUCGUGACGAUCGAGGGCUUCUCCAGGUGUCUCCCCGCGGAUAGACCUAAGGCCAAUGCGCCUGAUGUCGUCGAAGAAGCGAACGACAAGACUGAUGGCGCAGCCGAAGUCCACAAGCAUCUCAACGAAAAACAGCAGCUCCACAACAAGGAGCAAAUGCUUGCGCGCCAGGACGAUCUGUGUUUCUUGGCACCGACGAUUGAGGGCUACGCGUUGAAGAACAAACUGUGGUUGUUGUUUUAUGUUGAGGACAUCUCGCCUAUCGUCUGGAACAAUGAAGCUUAUGAUCACCUCGUCUACAACGAGGAACAGAAAGACCUAGUCCUUUCCUUCGUAGAGAACCACGGUAUCUCAAAGCAACAUCAGGUGGAGGACGUGAUUGUCGGGAAAGGACAGGGUCUCAUCGUUCUCCUCAGCGGCCCUCCAGGCACGGGAAAGACGUUGACCGCCGAGGCCGUCGCAGACAGGACUCACCGACCGCUGUUCUACCUGCAAGCAGAGGACCUCGGCAUCAACGCAGCAUUGUUGGGAGCAAAGCUCAAACACGUCUUUGAGAUGGCGACGGAUUGGGAAGCAGUCAUUCUCCUCGACGAGGCCGACGUGUUCAUGUCGAAGCGCCAUCCGCACGACAUCAUCCGCAACGAGCUGGUGUCCAUCUUCCUCCGCGAGCUGGAGUACUUCCGUGGCAUCAUCUUCCUGACGACGAACCUCUACGAGACAAUCGACAACGCCUUCCGGAGCAGAGUCAGCCUGCAUUUGAGGUUCAGUCCUCUGACCCAGGAUGCGAGAAUGCAGAUCUGGCGCAAGUUUCUCGGCAGACUGCCGCGGCAAGAGGUCGACGAAGAUCAGGGGAAGAUACUCUCUGAGGAGGAUAUCGAGGACUUGAGUCUGUGGCGUCUGAAUGGACGAGAAAUAAAGAAUGCCGUGAAGAUGGUGACGGGCUGGUGCACUCACAAGGGGCACGAGAUGAACCUGACGAGGAUGGAGGCGGGUAUUCGGGCGACGACUCCUGAUGCGACGAAGUCUGGGCAUCCCAAGGACGAUGAUGUCCUUUACGAUUCCCGGGAUAGUAGGGUAGAUUAG